Lodderomyces oxycetoniae is the source of this 921-nucleotide messenger RNA. RefSeq lists its product as uncharacterized. The transcript has a single exon. Lineage: Eukaryota; Fungi; Ascomycota; Pichiomycetes; Serinales; Debaryomycetaceae. The record is from RefSeq and is a predicted model, not a curated record. Bases 1 to 921 code for a protein of 306 amino acids.
AUGUCUCUAAGCGCGGUUCCUCCACAGAGGGGUAUUGUACACACGUUUGGUUUUAACUUAACGGCAUUUGAAUUUAUAAAGAAUCCGGAUUCAAAAGAUGUUUGUCCCAAUAUUGUACUUUUUGUCGGUGGACUAGGAAAUGGAUUAUUGAAUGUACCGUAUUUGCCACGACUUGCCGAGGUGAUCUCUGAUGGUGGUGAAUGGAACUUGAUACAAGUUUUACUUGGCUCUGCCUACAAUGGAUGGGGAGUAUCCAGUUUGCAAAGGGAUUCCCGCCAGAUCCAAAAAGCAAUUGAGUAUUUCAAAUCUGAAGCAGGUGGAAAGAAACAGAAAAUUGUCAUAAUGGGCCAUUCAACAGGUUGUCAGAAUGCAAUUCACUAUUUGACAAAGACUAUGCAAGAGGAGGCACAACAAAUUCAAGGAGCCAUCUUGCAAGCACCAGUUUCUGAUCAGGAAGCUCUAAGAAAUCUGGGAAAAAGUGCAAAAUUGGAAAAGUUACUUGAGGAGGUAUACGAUGAGUACAUUGCUAAGGGAAGAGAGAAUGAAAUAUUACCAGAAAAAUACAAAAAAGUUCUUUUCAACACCCCAGUCACUGCUUACAGAUUCUACUCGCUCGCAUGUAAAAGAGGUGAUGAUGAUUAUUUUUCGUCAUAUCUAACAGAGAGCGAUUUCAAAGAAACUUUUGGAAAAGUAACCAAACCGCUUUUAGUUUUGUAUUCUGGUAGUGACCAGUUUGUUCCCGCCCAUGUGGAUAAGAAGGAAUUAUUAGAAAGAUGGCAAAACGCUACUCCUACUCAAUACUGGAGUAAAUACAGUCAAAUUAUCCCUGGUGCUACACACGAAUUAAGUGAUGAAGGAUCUGAUGAAGGUGUCAUCGAUACCUUGACUCAGGCAGUUAAAAGUUUUAUCAGCGAGUUGUAA